Molecule: messenger RNA, 710 nt
Organism: Aureobasidium subglaciale EXF-2481
Lineage: Eukaryota; Fungi; Ascomycota; Dothideomycetes; Dothideales; Saccotheciaceae
Exons: 1
Coding region: 70-498 (142 amino acids)
Source: RefSeq, a predicted model, not a curated record
GCUAACACAGACUGUCCAGACCUUACGUUCACAGCCAAGGAGGUCCUGCAAUCAGACGAUGCGGCUACAAUGAAUCUUCUAAGGUCUGUCUGGAUGCCGUUCGUGCUGACUGACGUGGCACUGCUUCACGCCAUUCUGUUGUUUGCUGCGUCGCUCUUCCGGUCGUCCAUGCCUGCCCACGCGCAAGUCGUGGAUUUGUUUCAGCUCAAGGACAUGGCAAUUCAGGCCAUGAACGAGAGCCUCUCGACCAAGGACUCCAUGAUUGCGACUAUGGCAACCAUGGCACAGUACGAGGCUUUUUGGAGGGAUGCAGAUGCGUUCUCGACGCACAUGAGCGGCUUACGGCAGUUUGUCGAGAUGCGCGGUGGGCUUUCAGCAUUGGGCCUGGACGGGUUUCUUGAAAGGAUGAUGCUUGCCAUUGACACCAACUUGACCAGGACAACUGGACACGACCGCUCGUUUGCUCUCAGCCGGCAAUCUCCUCCUGGGCAAGGUUAGCACGGUCGAGACGCAGUCAUGGCGUUUGCGCCGACCUAACCCUGCAUCUCACCAAUGCCCUUGCUUGCUUCACUUCACCAUAUAUAUUUGGGAACGACUGUUCUCAUGAGAAAAUAAUCUAAUGUUUUGGGAUGCGGGUUGUAUGCAGCCACCAAUUUUUUCCACCACAGCCUUUUGUCAUCAGGCUAAUUGUGAAUAUCGAGAGCCUCCAC